GUAACAACUAGAAUAUUCAUGCCCUUGUUUGAGUGUCCAUCAAGGCGUUGUGUCAUGAACAAGAGCAAGGGUAAUGUCAUCCUUCAACUGAGAGCAUCAAAGUUUUUGAGAUUUCAAGAGGCAAAAAUCCAAGAGUUAGCUGAACAUGUUCCAAAGGGUCAUAUUCCUCGAACAAUGAUUGUUCAUCUUAGGGGAGAACUCACUAGAAAGGUAGCUCCGGGUGAUGUUGUUGAACUAUCAGGGAUUUUUCUUCCUAUACCUUAUGUUGGUUUUAGAGCAAUGCGUGCUGGCCUAGUUGCUGACACAUACUUAGAGGCCAUGUCUGUUUCUCAUUUUAAGAAAAAAUAUGAAGAAUAUGAACUUAGAGGAGAUGAGGAAGAGCAGAUCAAACGUUUAGCAGAAGAUGGUGAUAUCUAUGAUAAGCUGGCAAGGUCACUAGCUCCUGAAAUUUUUGGACAUGAAGAUAUUAAGAAAGCACUGCUGCUGCUUCUUGUUGGUGCACCCCACCGGCAAUUGAAAGAUGGAAUGAAGAUUAGAGGAGAUCUACAUAUAUGUUUGAUGGGGGAUCCUGGUGUUGCCAAAAAUUUUCGUAUACCUUAGACAGCGCUUUUGUAAAAAGCGCUGUCUAAGGGGGGGA
This is a messenger RNA of Lathyrus oleraceus (garden pea), 637 nucleotides long. Its product is annotated as DNA replication licensing factor MCM7. The record is from RefSeq and is a predicted model, not a curated record. Gene Ontology annotation, cellular component: MCM complex; nucleus. Gene Ontology annotation, molecular function: ATP binding; single-stranded DNA binding; single-stranded DNA helicase activity. Lineage: Eukaryota; Viridiplantae; Streptophyta; Magnoliopsida; Fabales; Fabaceae. The coding region runs from base 19 to 600 and encodes 193 amino acids. The transcript has 5 exons. Gene Ontology annotation, biological process: DNA strand elongation involved in DNA replication; double-strand break repair via break-induced replication; DNA replication initiation.